Messenger RNA from Dermacentor albipictus, 6799 nucleotides. RefSeq names its product carotenoid-cleaving dioxygenase, mitochondrial-like. Lineage: Eukaryota; Metazoa; Arthropoda; Arachnida; Ixodida; Ixodidae. Gene Ontology annotation, molecular function: carotenoid dioxygenase activity; beta-carotene 15,15'-dioxygenase activity. Gene Ontology annotation, biological process: retinal metabolic process; carotene catabolic process. The record is from RefSeq and is a predicted model, not a curated record.
GCUCUCGCGUCGAGGUGUUCUGCAGGCGCGGAUGAUCGGCAGGGCAUAACGGCACCAGGCCGGCAGCGAGAGUGGCCGGCGCGCUCGCUGCCUACACACGCACGGGGCGCGGACGCGGUGAGCGCACACUCCAGGGCGGCGCUGUUUCGAAGCGCGCAUCAAGCAGUUAAACACUCGGUGCUGUGCAAGCCGCCUGUCAGCGGAACUGCAGCGCGUGCCCUACCUCGACCAUCAUGGAGCGACUCAUCGAGAAUCGCGAGGAGGUCACGGAACCGGUGCCCACGUGCGUCUUGGGCGAGGUCCCCGAGUGGCUGAGCGGCAAGCUCUUCCGAUUGGGUCCCGGCAAGUGGGAGCUGGGCGGGGGCUUCUGCCUUCGCCAUUGGUUCGACGGUGCCGCUAUUCUGUCCGCGUUCGACAUACACAAGGGAAAGGUGCGGUAUAGUUCGCGGUAUCUACAAUCUGAGGCUUACAAAAAGAUGAACAGCGCCAGUCGCCCCGUCGUGACUGAGUUUGGCACGAGGUGUUACCCGGACCCCUGCAAGAACAUAUUCUCUAGGUUUUUCGCGGCCCUGGUCCCCAGCGACUUGACGGACAACAACUUCGGCAACGUGUACUCUCUAGGCGAUGAGUUAUUCUGCACUUCCGAGACGUGUUUUAUGUGGAAGGUCGACCAAGACUCUUUAGAAGCCGUCCAGAGGUUCGACGUGAACAAGUUGGUAUCGGUGAACCUCGCCAGCGCCCACCCCAUAACCCAAGAGGACGGGACCAGCUACAACCUGGGCGCCAGCUUUAUAUCGGGCCUCAAGUACCACAUCAUAAAGAUACCGCCACCAGGAAAAGGCUGUUCGGGUCUGAAGCGGGCGUCGGUGGCGUACCAGAUACCAUCGAGCUGGAAGACGACGUUCAGCUACUACCACAGCUUCGGCAUGACGCGCAACUACGUGGUAUUCGUCGAGCAGCCGCUCCUGGUGAACGCCAUGCGCCUGGUGGGAUCGCGCAUCAAGGGCUACUCCUUCAAAGACUGCCUCGACUGGGCGCCCAAGGAGAAGACCAAAUUUGUGGUGGUGGACAGAUCAUCGGGCGCCGUCUUGAGGACGCGGUUCGUCACGGACCCCCUGUUUUUCUUCCACGUGGUGAACACUUACGAAGACGACGGCCACAUCGUGUUCGACAUGAUCGCCUACGAAGACGCCACCAUAUUGGACAGGUAUUACCUGGACAGGAUUAGGAACUCCGCGGCCGAAGAUUUCGAUCCGGACUGCCAGGGUCAUUUCCGGCGCUUUGUGAUUCCCGUUUCUAAGGUGAACAGCACGAAGGAGGGAAACCUGGUGAGCCUCAAAUACACCGAGGCUCGCGCCUAUCGCCAGGACAACAGCACCCUCUGGCUCACCCACGAGGAGAUGGGAUGUAAAGGGUACGACUUACCGACCAUAAACCCGGAAUACCAAGGGAAACCCUACCGCUACACCUACGGCAGUGGAAACUUCGAGCGGCUAGGCGAGUGCCGGAAUGCGAUCUGCAAGCUUGACAUCGAGAGGCGGGAAAUGCAACUCUGGCGAGAGUCGGAUACGCAGUUCCCCAGCGAAGCCGUCUUCAUCGCGAACCCCGAAGGAGUGGACGAAGAUGACGGCGUCCUUCUGUCGGUCGUGAACGACACAGACUACAGCAAGCCGGACUUCCUCUUGGUGCUGGAUGCCAAGACGCUGACUGAACUUGCGCGGGCCCAAGUGCCCCCUCACGUGCGCGCCUGUACCUCGAUCCACGGUUGCUUCGUCAGGAGCUGAGGGGGCCUACGCAGCCUCUCUCCUCGGGGAGCACCACACGAACCGCCUUUGUAUUCGCGCAGCCCUGGUCCAAUCCAUUGCAUGUACGCGUCUUUCAUUUCGGUGUGGUGCAAAGUAUCGUUCGGCGCCGCCAAGUGAGGUCGCUUUUUAGUGGUGAGCUUCCGCCUGUCCGUGAAACGUGUCGCAGCUCACGGAAUGUCGGAACACCGUGGAUGCCGACGGCAGCAGCAGCAGCAGCGCCGGUAGCGCCACCUCCUGAGGCUUUCUUCAGCCACAACGCGCUAGAAAGAAAGGUGUCUGGGCUUAUUUAUAUGUCUAAUCUUUUUUCAAGGACGUGAUUUUAUAGAAAAUGUUAGCGCCUUUACUCAGCACCGGUAACUCGUCGUCGCACGGCAAGCAAAAUGAGGUGACAAAAAGCACCGCUAAACACCGAACGAAUGCAGCACAAGAGCACGUUUACUUCCCAAAAUCUUAACACGCGUCCGGGAAGCCACGGAAGACAGUACGAAUUCUAUCUUAUUAAAUUCUAGUACGGAUAAUAUUAAACAUGUAUCGUUACACAAAUAAGUAACUGUACUUGAAGCUUUACGAGAAAACGUACAGAACUUCAGUUACUUCGUUGCGUCAUUGCUCUCGCAGAAGGGAGUAAAACAAAAAUACUCCUAAUUACCUCCAGACACAUACACUAGCCCAGACACUAGACACACCAGACACUAGCUCAUCAACGGCUAGUGUCCGGUGCUGCGUGUACACCUUUGCAGUAGCUGCAGUUAUAGAUCUGCGCGCUCUAAUUCACCUAAGCUUGGCAAGAUUUCGCCACCAGCGCUGCGGCACACGUCUGCAGUGCACCUCGAGUUCCAGCUGCAUUUCGUAAACUGUGAUACGUCGACGGACAGGUUUUAAAACUUUGUAUACUUUGUGUAGUGAGUCGCCGUCAAGGUACGACGUGUGUGAGGUGAACCGUCGUCGAUCUCAUGUUGACCGUUGUGAAGAGACUUGUUGCUUACCGAUCCGCGUAGAUGAAUGACAGAGUUGUAAGUGUUGUGAAGUCAAGUUCAAACAAAAAUGCAGGUGUGUAUACCUUGCCGUCGUGUCACAGCCAUUUGCCUAACUGUUACCUGCGUCUUAUUACUGUUCUUUUUUUUCUCCAGGAGUCUCGCUAGCAUAGCUUUCAAAAGAAAUUUCAAGAGCGCGCAGAUUUCUUGGUACAGUCAUUGUUGAAUGUCUCCCUUCGAUAACAUUAAAUUUAAGGUAUAUUCUUGCUUUCUCGUUCAUUUGAGGAAGCGUACGAUCCUUGGAAUCCAGAAACAGAGAUCUCGUGCUCACAGUUGUGUAGCUAAAACAUAGAAAUAGCACUCUAAAUUAGCAGAGCACACCAAAAGCUCAGAUAAGCAACCUGUAGUAAAGUCGUUAAAGCCUGCCAUUCUCGGCACCCAACACCCUAUGCUUGCAUUAGCAGGCAACGCGCAGAUAGUGUGGUUCUACGAAAUACUUUAUCGUUAUACAAAAAGCAGUCAAACCAUUUGCGUCCAUUUGUGUAGUUUUCCUGCAAUUUGCCUUUUCCGACGGAACAUUGCGGGGGUAUGACUUGCGUGAAUAGCGUUCUUUGGUCAUACGUUGCGGCGUUGUGCGUAGCGGCUUCAAGUGAAGCUGAAUAUAAUGCGUGCGCAAGAACUUUUUUGUUCUUGCGCUCAGGAACGGUGAAUAACCGUUAUUUUGUAAACAUCAAGGCAGUGCCAUUCCGCCAGAUUCCUGGGGUGUUGACGUGUUGUUUCUAUGUAUCUACGUACGCGUUCACUGCGAUGUUUUGCAGCUUCGGUUUUUUCAAUUAACGCACUAAGCUACUUAACCUUUUCUCUGGAUACCUCGUAGUUAUAUGUGGACUAAAAGAAGAAACACCCGGCUCCGUAAUUUCAACAUUGUGGUCCAGUUAGGCAUGCUCUGAGCUUUACAGAUAAAGCAAUAACAUGACACAAUCAAGGACCGUCGUAUAAAUGUGUACUUAAAGUCAACCCAGUCAUGUCAGUUGGAAAUUUUCAAAUUGUUCAACCAAGAGCUCCUAGAACCUGACUUUUUUCUAUUAAUUGCAGUAAGCUUCAACAAAUGUGAGCAUAAUUAGAACAUUCCUCCUUUCGCCACGUAUUUAAAGAGGGAACACACAAGAUAUUUUCCUGAACAAGCGUUCAUGCUGUGUGUAUCAGCAAUCACUCUAUGCCUUUCUUCACAUCUUAACAGCGCUCUUGAUUUGUACAUAAACAAUUGUAAAUAUACGCUUGAUAUCGGGCAACUACGUCACCACUUGACUCACCUAUUUCAUUUGGAGUUCGUCAUUACGUGGUUUCCUGGUUGUUCGAUCGUGUAAAAAUAUCAGCUGUUUCCUCCAUCAAUUUCUUUUCUUGUUUUUUUGUUUUUUGACUUUGGUUUAGCCGGCACGAACGGGCGUGCCGGCUAAACCAAAGCGUUUGCUAAAAUAUGCACGUUUCCCGCAUGUCGAAAAUUGCGAGGGCGUCGCGGCCGACUUAAUAUUGCAGCCUUGGUUCUAAGCUGCAUCACGAAAAUGGGAAUAAAUACAGCACGCACUUUUUUUCUUUAACGUAGCUCACUGUAAAUGAGGAGCUGCCUGACAGCAUGCGCACCCUUGUUGACGACAAAGCCCAGAAAAUAUACUUCCGCCAACGGGCCACUUCGACAACUAUUGGACAAAUGGCAACCAUUGCUCUAUGACUGGUGCACAGUAUGGGGACAAACGUUUAUUUGAGGUACAGUUACACCCUCAGUGAAUCAGUGAAUAACGUCGGCACGUCAUCUUUGUGUCCGCUUCAGAGGCAACUUGUGUGCAACAGGCCAGAGCAGACGCAAACACGACACCUCGCCUGUUAGGAUUUGGUGCCCGUUCUACUACUGAGGUUGUUAUUAAAUAAUUACUGUAGACAAGUUAGGGGAUAGAUUACAUUAGAGCCGCCUAUUCUGCGGCGCAUAUGAAACGCAACGCGGUCCCCUUUCCCGCGUAACAUACCCACACACCCCGAAGACAAAUAUACCCAUCCUACACACAAAAAGCAAAAUCAGAACAGAGAAAUAAUGUUUUAAAGUCAUCUCUGCCGAGGAUGACCUUGCCCUUGCCCGUUCGGUGCCUAGUCGUAAAAGCGCGGUUAUGGGCACACAGCUGGCUCAUUUUGGAAGAAUAUACCGAAACUUGCCCUUCCGGAUUCAUAGGUGAACAUCUUCAAAAGAAGUCGGCCUCGCUGGAUAAACCUUGCACCUCAGACACACUCGGAAUUUCACGGACCAUUGAAAUGAAAGAUCAUUCAAAUUUGUGAGUUCGAAGGGCUUCCUUGCAUGAGCGCGCACAAUGGAGCCACUUAAGCGCUCACGUUUCCAUGGCCUUUGCUUUUUUAAUGGUCAUUGGAAGCGCGCGUCGAACUGUGCUACUAAAGGGCUCUUGAAAUUUUCCAAUCAGGUUAGGAAGUGUGAGUGCUGAAGGUUGGAGGCCUGACAACUUCAGUGAAUAUCGUAAAGUUCCUGGGAAUACUAUAACCCGCCCUAACGGUAACCCCUGAAUAAGAGGCUGAGUCGGGCUUCGAGAUGUACACACUUUUGAUUGCGAAAAUGGAUAGAGAAAAUUUUCACACCGUUCUCCAGAUCGUUUUUUAGGCUUCACAGACGACAUCAGACAAACUGGAAAGCCAUGGAUACGAUUUGUCCGCGUAAAUCAAGCAAUAGCUUGCACAGAAACUAACGCUCGGUUUAACCUUGAGCGCGCCGUUGUUCAGUAUAAUAUUCUUGUUCGCCUAAAGUCGGGUUGUGUAAAGGUACUUUCUGUCGGGAUAGUUGGCACCAGUCAUCAGACAUUCCGAACAUAACCGUUACAUCACCUGCUCUCUAGCAUUGUUUUCGCCAUCCAUCUUACCGUGUUUUUUUUUGUUCUUUCUUUGACGCGAGAUGUGGGACCACUUCCUUUUCUGGCAAUUCAGGGUGUUGACGAUGACGUAGCUGCUCGUAAUGCAUCUUUGUUUUUGUACCUUUUGUUGAAGCACAUUACCAUGAGUGGAGUGAUGUUAGAAGUACAGUCGACCAAAAAAGUUUACGGACCAAGAGAUCUGACGACAGUCUGAAUAUCUCCGCGGCCUCAAAACGCAGCCUGGUAUUCCUAUUUGCAGCCUUUACUGGUAUAUGUGGACAACAUUGUGAUGUAUGGUUUUACUGGCUGUUCUUAAAGGCUGCUCGUAUAUUUCGCAUUUUCUGAGACCCUAUGGUCCGUAAACUUUUUUGGUCGACUGUACAUCUAAGCUGCCAGUCUUACGCCAAAAUGACAUCUCUGAAAAACUAGUCAUGCUCCUUAUAACUUAUUGUUUAGCAGCCUUGGAAGAUUGCUGUUCAGAGAAAGACGAGUCUUAAAUUUCAAUCGGCAUAAUUGAGGCAUUAAUUAGGUCGGGAAUGCUGACUACGUGAAAGUUGAGAUGAACUCGUUUGAUAGCUUGACCUACCAAAAAAUGCAUGCGAGUUUAUUAUACAAAAUGAGGCAACGAGGAUAAAGAGAGAGACAGCUGUCCAGCACUUGUGUUCGCUACUUGACACAUUCCAUGCAUUCUUCAUUAAUGAACAAUGGUCUGGCAAGUCCGAGUAUAAACGCACUCAUGUUUUUGUAAGUGAUUUCAGUGACCACCAAUGUCCUUUAAGGUGAACUUUGUGGGAGGCAGCACGGAAAAAAUAAACGACGUCCUUAAUCUCAACGGUGUCGAAUGUUAAUCAUCAUGCAUGCAUUCCCAAACUGUGAUAAACCGAUUUGUUCCACAUUCCUUCAUUUCCAUACUGCGUGUGUCCUGUGCAACUGCAUCUCUUCAUUGCCAUUAUUUUACACAUUGUAUACUGUCCCUAAGUUUAUGAUCAUUGUGAUAUGCUUUUUGUGUCAGAAGUCUGUUCGUACUUGGAUACUACUGCUGUAUUUUGUUUGCCUGUACAACCGAAGCCUGCAAGAGUCUGGCAUCCAGGCUGGCAGUAUCCAAUAAAAAAAA